AUUUUUGCUUCUCAUUACUUCCUCUCCCAAACCCUCCCCCUCUCUUCUUUCCUUCUUUUUGCUUUCUCUCUUUUUCUUUCUCUCCUCUAUGCUCAGCUCAACCACACACACUCACUCUCUAACUGUUUGAUGUGAUUCUCUCCACUAUUACCUCCCAAAAAAAUUAAACCAUCAACCUUUACAAAAGAGAAAGCUCCAAGAGGAACCAUGGUUUAUACUUCCAUCCCAGCAUAUAUUGAUCCAGCCAACUGGCAGCAACAGCAACCAAAUCACCAGCAGCCAGGCAACAACACUACUGCCAGUUCCCACCUUAUUCUUCCACCACCAAUACAACCACCUCCACCUCCGCCAUCGCAGCCUCAUGGACUCGGCGGUAAUAGUACUACCGCCGGGUCCAUCAGGCCAGGUUCGAUGGCGGAUAGGGCUAGGAUGGCCAACAUACCCAUGCAAGAAGCUCCACAAAAGUGUCCAAGAUGUGAAUCCACCAACACAAAGUUUUGCUACUUCAACAACUACAGCCUCUCUCAGCCCCGCCACUUCUGCAAGGCCUGUAGAAGGUACUGGACACGCGGUGGCGCCUUGAGGAACGUCCCCGUCGGCGGUGGCUGCCGGAGGAACAAGAGAAGCAGAGGCACCUCCGGCAGCAACACCAGGUCGCCGGCAAACUCCGAUCGCCAAACUGCGAGCGCCGGUUCGGCAUCCACAACUAGUGGCUCCUCUUCCGCAGACAUGGUGGCCGGCCUCGGCGGCACCGGAGUGCCGUCGUCUCUUAGAUUCAUGGCUCCAUUGCAUCAACUCAGUGAUCACCACCUUGGGGGUGGUGGGGGUGGAGAAAUAGGGCUAAACUAUGGCUUGAACUAUGGCGCAAUUUCGGGUCCAGUGGGAGGAAUAGGAGACUUGAAUUUCCACAUAGGAAGUGCUUUGAGUGGAGGUGGAUCCAUGUUGUCAGGUUUGGACCAAUGGAGGGUGCCACAAACUCACCAGUUUCCCUUCUUGUCUGGUUUGGAAGCUUCUUCAUCACAUGGAUUGUACCCUUUUGAAGGUGGUAGUGGCAGUGAUGGCUAUGGUGGCACUCCCAUUAAGGUUUCAACUUCUGGGGUUAUGUCUCAACUUGCUUCUGUGAAAAUGGAAGAGAAUCAUCAUCAUCAUGAGCUUGGUUUGCCUAGACAGUUCUUGGGAUCAGUCAAUAAUAAUCCUAAUGCAAAUGAGCAAUAUUGGAGUGGUGGUGGUGGUGCCACUUCUGCUUGGACCGAUCUUUCUGCUUUUAGCUCUUCUUCCACUACUAGUAACGCACUAUAGAAUUUUCUGCUCUCUUGUGAAGUUUCUGGCUUUUGGUUCUUCUGUUUCCUUUCACAAAGUUUCAACCUACUCGGUUAUAAUUAGCCCCAGUGAAAGGCUUCGAGGAUGGUUAAGUACUUUGCUUUCUUUAUGAUUAAAUGAAAACCCUAGAGAUGUUAGUUCUUCUAUUUUUCCCCACUUUUAAUCUUUAUAUGGUGUUGUUUCGUCUUCUUUCUCUUUCCUUUUAUUAGGUUUAGGUUGCUUUGUAUGGGAAGGUUUACUAUAGUGAAAUUAUGAGUUCAAAAGAAUGGAUAUUGCAGUAGCUGAUCAAUUA
Molecule: messenger RNA, 1612 nt
Organism: Cajanus cajan (pigeon pea)
Lineage: Eukaryota; Viridiplantae; Streptophyta; Magnoliopsida; Fabales; Fabaceae
Product: dof zinc finger protein DOF2.4
Biological process (GO): regulation of DNA-templated transcription
Molecular function (GO): DNA binding; DNA-binding transcription factor activity
Source: RefSeq, a predicted model, not a curated record